CGCACUUUUGACUUCAAAACGAAAUACGACAACUAGGUUCAGUUGAAUCCGGCCAUUGGCCGCUUUGACAUACUCACAGCUGGCAAAGACCCCUAGUAUUAUAUAAGAAGUUUGUGCACUGCAGUACCUGGACUUCAACAAUACCACUGUGAGGCCUGACUUGCUCAGGUAUCGUUCCUGCCCAAACUUCCGCAGAUAUCAGCCAACUCUUUUCUCUUGAUAUCCCAAUUUUUGCAGCCAUGGUUGGUGUAGCGGGUGGACUGGAAAUGGAGGAUCACAAACGUGAUGCCGACUUUAACAAAAUGCUACACGGAAGCUCAGCGCAGGCUAAUGGAGGCGUGGCUGCCAUGUUCAGUAAGAAUAGUGAGGCAAAGAAAGUCGCUGUUGACGAGUACUUCAAACAUUUCGAAAACAAAAGGGCUGAUGAGGAGACUGCGGGCGACCGAGAGUCCAGAAAGGCUGAGUAUGCCAGUCUUACCAAACACUACUAUAACCUCGCUUCCGAUCUUUACGAGUAUGGUUGGGGGCAGUCGUUCCAUUUCUGCCGCUUCUCUCUGGGUGAGCGUAUUUGCAACGCAAUUGCCCGCCAUGAACAUUAUCUCGCUUAUCAUACUGGCAUCAAGGAGGGUAUGAGAGUUCUAGACGUGGGCUGCGGCGUUGGCGGCCCGGCUCGCGAGAUCUCCAAGUUCACCGGUGCACACAUAACUGGCUUAAACAACAGCGACUACCAAAUCGACCGUGCAAUACGCUAUGCCGUCAAGGAGAAGCUUUCGGACCAGCUGAAGUUCGUCAAGGGAGACUUCAUGCAGAUGCCCUUCCCCGAUAACACUUUUGACGCUGUGUAUGCUAUUGAGGCUACCGUACACGCACCCAGACUUGAGGUCGUCUACGGUGAGAUGUUUCGGGUGUUAAGGCCUGGUGGUACUUGUGGUGUGUAUGAAUGGCUGAUGACAGAUGACUACGACUGCGAAAAUGUGGAGCAUCGUCGUAUUCGUUUGGAUAUAGAGCUGGGAAGCGGAAUCUCUAACAUGGUGACCAUAUCUAAGGGUGUCGAGGCCAUGAAGUCUGUAGGCUUUGAACUGCUUUGUCAUGAGGAUCUGGCAGAUCGUCCAGACUACUUGCCGUGGUAUUGGCCGAUUGCGGGCGAAAUGAAGUACAUGCAAUCGAUUUUCGAUGCAUUCGCUUGCAUACGCAUGACACACUGGGGUCGAUCCGUUGCGCACCAUUUCACAGGGUUCUUGGAGGCAGUUGGUGUUGCGCCCGGGGGCACAAAGAAAACGGCGGACGCAUUGGCCACCGCCGCGGAUGCGCUUGUUGCUGGGGGAAAGCAGAAGCUCUUUACGCCUAUGUAUCUUAUGAUUGGACGGAAGCCGGCAGUAAGAGAGAGUGGUUAGCUUCCGGAGGAGCUGGGGGCUGUAAGGCGAAUUGUUCAGACAACGUUUCCCCACGACCAACCGUUUGCGCGUCUUUAGGACUAGCAAAUCCGGUGUGAUAUAUUAAUGCCAGUAGAACUGGG
Molecule: messenger RNA, 1516 nt
Organism: Truncatella angustata
Lineage: Eukaryota; Fungi; Ascomycota; Sordariomycetes; Amphisphaeriales; Sporocadaceae
Product: sterol 24-C-methyltransferase
Exons: 2
Coding region: 240-1394 (384 amino acids)
Biological process (GO): ergosterol biosynthetic process
Cellular component (GO): endoplasmic reticulum
Molecular function (GO): sterol 24-C-methyltransferase activity
Source: RefSeq, a predicted model, not a curated record